This is a messenger RNA of Lycium ferocissimum, 935 nucleotides long. Its product is annotated as expansin-B4-like. Gene Ontology annotation, cellular component: extracellular region. The record is from RefSeq and is a predicted model, not a curated record. Gene Ontology annotation, biological process: sexual reproduction. Lineage: Eukaryota; Viridiplantae; Streptophyta; Magnoliopsida; Solanales; Solanaceae. The transcript is spliced from 4 exons. The coding region runs from base 46 to 843 and encodes 265 amino acids.
AUAAGCAAUUAGCAAAAGAGUAACUUAAACUACUCAAUUAAGUUAAUGGCCAUGGCUUCUAAUAUUCCGCAAAUUCUUUUUGUUUGCAUUUUUGUUAUUCUUUUAUUGGAUUUGGUUUCUUGCCGAUUUUUCAAUGGUAGUUUAGAUGCUGGUGGAUUUUCACCAGCAGUAGCAACUUGGUAUGGAGAUCCUACUGGAUCUGGCAGUGGAGGAGCUUGUGGACUAGAAGAUGAUGUAGCAAAUGCUCCCUACAACGGCAUGAUAACCGCUGGAAAUCAAGCUUUAUUCCAACAUGGCACGGGAUGUGGUGCAUGCUAUCAGGUCUCAUGUUCGAAACCAGAAUGCUCUGGAAAUCCAAUAACAGUGGCACUUACAGAUGAGUGUCCAGGAACAUGUAAUAAUGAUCCAAUUCAUUUUGAUUUAAGUGGAACUGCUUUUGGUGCUAUGGCAAAACCUGGUCAAGCUGAUCAACUACGUAAACUCGGAAGAAUUGAUAUUUCCUACAAAAGGGUGGCGUGCGACUACAAACAAAAUAUUAUGUUUAAAGUUGAUAAAGGAUCCAACCCUAAUUUCUUUGCGGUUGUAACUGAAGCUGAGGACGGAGAUGGUGAACUCUCUUUGGUUGAGAUAAAACCGACAGAUUCAAAUAAUUGGCUACCCAUGAAACGAAUGAUUGGAGUAACGUGGUCUGCUAAUAUUGAUCCGAACACACAAAAACCUCCCUUCUCUCUUAGGUUAACUUCAGGGAAUAAGCAUCAGGUUAUAGCUGAUACUGCUAUUCCUGUUGGUUGGCAGCCAAAAGAAAUUUACAAAUCGAAUGUCAAUUUCCCUGCCCAAUUAUAAAGUCUUUAGUUUGAGAGAUUACAAAGUGAAAUGUUGGACUUCUUUUGUAUACCAACAAUAUGAUAUAUUAAAGAAAAUUCUUCAGAUAUCAA